Neurospora tetraspora is the source of this 2086-nucleotide messenger RNA. RefSeq lists its product as uncharacterized. Lineage: Eukaryota; Fungi; Ascomycota; Sordariomycetes; Sordariales; Sordariaceae. Bases 119 to 1987 code for a protein of 622 amino acids. The record is from RefSeq and is a predicted model, not a curated record. The transcript has 2 exons.
AUAGACGCUUGCUCAUCGCCGGCAAAUCCCCUACAUAAUAGUGUCCACGACCAUCAGAGUUUGAGCAGUUUUUUUCCCCACUAUUCGGCGAGACUUCCUCGGACGUCACCAAGACACAAUGAAGCUCACUUCAGCCUCUAUCCAUAACGUUAUCCACCCGACAGCUGCCUUUUCACCGAGCGUUCCAAAGCCAUCAAGCCCUCCUUCCGCCGAGCCGGAAUCUCAGUCAUGGCUCCACUCCCAACUUAACCCCAAAAAUCGAAUCGACAGUCUUGAACCACCAGCAAACCCCCUCUGGAGAAUCGACGGGUGUACCGGCCAAGGAACACAGUUUUACGCAUUGCCUCUGUUCUUAGGGUACCAUGUCCCGCCCCUUCGAUUUGAUGUGUUCCUCCCUCAGGAAGCGGGAAACUGCCAACUGCUACGGGACCUGCUCGACCUGGAUGCCGCUUUCCAUACCAAAGAUGCCAUCCGGGUACAGAGGCUUGGAAUCUCGCGCCAUAUCCUGCGAACACUGCAAGCAUGGACCCAGUCAAGUCAGCAGGGUGACAACAAGCAUAGAUUUGCUGAGAUGUAUAUGAACUUGCCCUUUGGAUCCCGAAUCAUCUUCGAGAAUCUCGAGUUCGAUAUCCGUAACAUCAAAAUUACUAUUGCCCAAACGUUCCACCUCGAAGGACAGCUGCUUGGGCUUUCGAAGCUCGGGGCCCAACUUGGUCUGCCUCAGCAUAGCCUUCCGGAGCCGAUAGACAUCUUCAGGCUCCGCAUUGUGCGCCAACUGACCGAGAGCGUGUGCCUUGUUCGCAUGGGAGAUAAUGAUAAUGAUGAUGGGAAGGCCACGGCCACAGACGCCGCCAACGGAACAGGGGCGAAGGAGAAGCUCUGGAUCUUGAAGGCCUUGACCAGCGGCACCAAAUACCUUUACACCGAACUGCGUAAUUUGCUGCAGAUGCCACCCCAUCCGCACGCCAUCUCACGUCCGGUCCGUCUUGUGACCAAGCAGUGCCAGUUCGGAGGAAAGAACGCAGUUGUCGGGUUCAUGAUACCGUAUCAUCCUGCCGGGGGCCUCAGAGAUACCCUGCCGCUCCUCCGCAUCCACGGACAACUUGCGCUCAAGGACCAACUCAAGUGGGCUAUCCAGCUGGCUCAGGGUCUGUUGCACAUCAGUGAACAAGGCCAGAUGUACUAUCCCGAUCUCCGUCUCGACAACAUCCUCCUCUCCGAGGCCGGAGACAUCAUCAUGGUAGACUUCGAACAGCGUGGACUGUGGUGCGAGUUUGGCGCACCCGAGGUAAACGCCUUGGAGUACGUGCGCAUCCUGGCCAGCGACAGCUUACUCGAAGACAAUGAUCCGGAUCUCUCCAUACCCGAGGACGUCACAGAGAAAUACGCCGCUUUGCUCGCACGGGAGAUGCCAGACUGGGAAGCUCUAGAGACCUGCGAGAAUUACAGUCAACGGCCGGAAAGCUACACCAGCUUCAACAUCGCGUGGCUAUGCCUUUCCAAAACUGAACAGGAGGCGGCCGUGGUGUACAUGCUGGGCCGAGUCCUCUGGUGCAUCUUCGAAGGCCAGAGUGGGCCAGACAAGGCUGCUUUCUGGCAGUCCUAUGCUCGCGAGCCGGACUUGCAGUUUCCUGAGAUGAGAUAUACCCCUUCUGAGCUGAGAAGCUUGAUAGAUGAGUGUACGAAGGGUCGCAGGGAGGUUUUGUCGAGUCUGGUCACGCGGCGUGGCAGUAAAGUGGUCUUGUUGCGCGAGAAAGACACUCAAGGGUCUGCCACUGAUAAUGAGGAGGAAGCAGAAAGCCAGGUUCUUCAAGUGGCAAAAGACUGGUGGACCGCAGAGGUCAAAGCUGCGGAAGACUUUCUGCAGAUGCGACAUGAGAUGAAGGAGCGUGGUAAGUGGGACGAGAACUACUUUGGUCGACCGAGUCUCAGGGAGGUCAUCAACCGUCUUGAAGAUUUUCAGAGACGAAGUGUCUGCCAUGAGUAGGUAUGUAGUUUGGUCGACGAAUCGCAAGGUUUCACAUCCGCCUUCGGAUCUUUUCAAGAUUUUCUUUCUGGCGUGGAUUUUCCAUCCUGUCUAUGCUGC